Molecule: messenger RNA, 2527 nt
Organism: Pleuronectes platessa (European plaice)
Lineage: Eukaryota; Metazoa; Chordata; Actinopteri; Pleuronectiformes; Pleuronectidae
Gene: vsir
Product: V-set immunoregulatory receptor
Exons: 7
Coding region: 186-1088 (300 amino acids)
Biological process (GO): negative regulation of CD4-positive, alpha-beta T cell proliferation; positive regulation of regulatory T cell differentiation; regulation of immune response
Cellular component (GO): plasma membrane
Source: RefSeq, a predicted model, not a curated record
ACUACGGGCUUGUUCUUGUUGCAUGCGCGCUGCAAAGUUCAGGAGGAUCAAGGGAAGUUAGACAGAGACAGGAGCCUGUCAACAAACUCUCUGCUCAACGCCGAGAGUAUCCGCCCCGUCUCUGAGUGAAGGGAGAAUCCGUGUGAACACAGGUCUAAUUCUCUGCGGCUGCACACAGGGACACGAUGGAAGCAGGAUUACUGUGUCGCUCAGCCCCGAGCAGGAUGAAGCUCAUGUUGUGGCUCUGCUCCGCUCUGUUUUCUGCAGCCAAUGGGGAGUCGUCCCACGGCCACUCCACAAUAAGCGUUUCUGCCCCCCACCUCUUCUACACCUGUCCAGAGGGGGCAACCGCCAAACUGGUGUGCGCCCAGAGAGGUGCUGCCUUGCACAGCGCUGAUAUCUUGAAGCGCAGCUGGCUGUUCACGCCCCAUAGUGAUCAGCACUGUUCGGGAAAGGAGGGCCCACGCCACACCACCUUCGGCGGUCAUCCCCAUGGCAACAAAAGCUUGCCGGCGGGGUUGCAGUUUGGAUUUUCGGAGCAGAUUUUCUGGGCGGUUCUGCAAAACUUGACCCAUGCUGACCAGGGCCGCUACUGCUGCAUGGUCCUAGACAUACAGGUGUUAAACAAACAUCCCUCCCUGCUGCAGAAACCCCACAGUCACAUUCUCCUCCAAGUUACACCGCGGAGAGAUGGAUCUCAAGAUUGCACUGUCUGGGAUCCCACACCAUCUGGAGGCACCGUGCCAGUGGCCUUGGCCAUAGCAGCUUGCAUCUUGGCUCUGCUCUCUCUGCCUCUUAUUCUGGUGCUUGUGUACAAACAGAGGGAGAAUGCCCAGUCGAGCAGACGUGCACAGGAGCUGGUGAGGAUGGACAGCGAGGCCCACGGCCAUGAGAACCCAGUGUUUCUCGGGGGAUCACCACAGAUUAAGACCCGCACCGUCUCUCAGAUCAUGGCCCGACAGUCCUCUGAGACAGGACACCACCUGUUGUCUGAACCAGGAACCCCUCUCUCUCCUCCUGCACAUGGGGACGUGUUCUUCCCGAUAGAGGACACCAUUGCUGAGUCUCCAGACUUCCUGCAGAUUUAAAGUGGGGGUGAGACCUCAUUCACUGCUCGGACUGCUGACCUGGAAACAGUCCUGCAACUCUCUUCCUCUUCUCUCUGCGUUCAGAGCGACGUUGCCCCUGUAAGCUGUCUCACAAUAACCUCUGCUAGGAGAGUCAUCUGUAUAUUGUCUGGACCGCAGGAGGGGACGAAUUAUUUCCACCUGCAACAACAGCUGGAGGCCGAAAGCGAACUAUUGCUUGUGAGCACUUGCCUUGUGGCGGGGGCCGGGUUUGUGUGUUACGUUCCAUCUAAACACUGUCAAACAGCUUGUGGGCCAACAGGCGCCUACGUCUGGAGAGGCCCACUGCUUGAGAUGAACCCAGAGUGCUGAGGGUGAAGGUCCUGCGAUAUGCAGGCAUGUUGUUUGGUGCAGUUCAAACUUGCAUGUGUAAUUUGGCAGUUCCUUGUAAAAUACAAGAACAUACAGACCAGGACCCCCCUGAUCAUGUGUACACGUCUCACUGCAGAGCAAAUUUAAUAAGAAAUCUCAAACCAGACAGGGAGGGACUGCAAAACAAUACAGUUUAACUGGAUGUCUGAUUCUGACACCUCAUCCCUGUCCCCUGUAAAAAAGUGUUGCAAUAGUGUCAAACCGAAGGAGGCUCAAUCAUCAGAAAAGUCCAAAAAUUAUUAUACAAACAGACACGUGUUGUUUUAUGGCAUUACACUGUUUCUCUCCCACAAAUGAUCCCAGCUUCUUACCCCCUCCCUUUUUGCUACCUCAGUUACUGUCGGCUCUGUUGCUUUAAAUACUCUCCUUCCUUCCUGUACUCUCAGAAACACAGCACUUCACAGUGGCCUUAGAUAUAUUCAUUAGGUGCUGAACAUUUCAGUGAGUACAGUAUUUAGGGGGAAAAAACAGUUCUUGCUGAUCAUUUUUAAUGAAUGUUAUUCAUGCUUGUGUACAUUUUGAUGAUUAAGAAAACAAUGUUUAUUGCUGUUUUGUGAAUAAUUUAGUAAUUUUAAAAAUGUAUUUUGGGAUGUGCAUAUGAAUCCUCAUUCUUAUUUUUUUGUGCAAUGUCACUGUUACAAACUAAAUAUUAUUUAGCAUGUCUGAAAAGAAAUGGUCUUGAAAUGAAAUCCAAACAUUCAUCAUAUAUAUACAUAUUAAAGUCAAGUCUGAGUGAUUGUGUGAAACCACUGGUGUUUUUUUUCUCAUGUUGAGGUCAAAUUGGAGCAGGUAUCUAAACGGAAAUCAUCUUCUUUUGAGUUGUUGCAGGUGUAUAGGACAGGGCAUGUAUUUAAUUUGUUUUUCUGUUGAAGAUUUUCACAAGUAGUGUAUCUGUAUGUUUCAUACAGUAAAAAGCUUGUAUUAGACAUAUACAGAACAAUGCUGUGAAAGUAUGUUUGCUCUCUAUAUUGCAUUUAACUUGUCCUGGUUGUAGCUUGGAAAUAAAGUGAAGCUCUUAAACCUUAAAA